GAGGUGUUCUCUGAAGUUAUGGAACAAAUCAGAUGUGAGACGCCAGAACCUUUUAAAGCUCAGUCAUCCAAGUUCAGCCUUGAACCGAGUGACCAGAUUUCGGGGUGGUCUGCCAGAGCCCCGCCUCUUCUUUGUGCUCUAAGAGGACUUUGCAGGGCAGAACUCGCAGAGGGAGCUAGAGAGGGGAGGGGGGGCCGUUUCUGCUCAAGGCUGGGCUUGCUGAGCCGCUUUCCCGGCUUCAGCAGUCUGUGCACUUGACUCGGACUUCUUGGGAACAGCCAAGUGAUUUAAAAGCCCGAAAGGAGAUGAGCAAUCCUCGAGACUCAGGCAGAAAAAGUCCCAGCGACACAGGAAGCCAUCUGGUUCCUGAUGCAUAACUAGUCGGGAGUGUCAGCUCUGCCUGACACUGACCUCGCUCUGCCGUGGCACCUUCAAGCAGCUGCUGGGCUCCUCACCGGGCUCCCUUCUCUUUCUUCACUGGCUGAUGGAUCUCAAGGGGCUCCUCUCCUUGAACUUCCUGCUGUUUCUCUCCCUGGCUUUUGAGCUGAGCUGCGGAACAGGUGAGAGCUUGAUGAAUUGUCAAGAGGUCACCAAGCAGUUGGGAAGAAAUUUGCUGCUGCCCCUGGCAUCUGAAGGCAUAAGUAAGAGGAUGAACAAGAGCAUCCACAUCCUGGUCACAAAGUCAGAAUCACCGCAAAAAAAUGUCAAGAGGAAAAUCGUGUCUCUGAGUCUGCCAGAAAGGGCCUCUCUACGCUUCCUGGAAAAUGGCUAUAAAUUCCAUCCGGAAAACCUGAAGCUGGAGAUCCUGCAAAGCAAGAAGGAAAAUGAGGGCUGGUACUUCACGACCCUGGAGGAGAACUUUUCAGUUCGCCAUUUUUGUCUGCAGCUGAAGCUCUUUGAACAGGUCUCCACUCCGGAAAUAAAGGUGCUGAACUGGACCCAGGAGAACGGAAACUGCAGCUUGACGCUGGCCUGCGAAGUGGAGAAGGGGGACCAUGUGGCUUACAGCUGGAGGGAGGAGACGGGCGCCGACCCACCGGUCUCGGCCAACAGCUCCCACCUGCACCUCAGCCUGGGCCCUCAGCACGUCCACAACGUCUACGUCUGCACCGUGAGCAACCCCAUCAGCAACCACUCGCAGACCUUCACCCCGGGGUCCAUGUGCAUGCCAGAUCCUCCAGAACGAAGACCCUGGGGACUGUAUGUCGGGCUGUCCUCAGGGGCCGUCAUUGGUGUCAUCUUGGUGCCCAAAGUAGCAGUGCUACUGUUGAGAAGAAGAGGUAAAGCAAAUCAUUACCAGCCAACCACAGAAGCAAAAAGCCUUACUAUCUAUGCCCAAGUCCAGAAAUCAGGUUCCAUUCAGAAGAAACCUGAUGCCCCGUCAGCUCAGGACCCCUGCACCACCAUUUAUGUCGCUGCCACAGAACCUGUCCCAGAGCCUGUCCAGCCUGUGAAGCCAGUGCCUGAACCCACAGACUUCUGUUUUGCCCUCAGGAACCAAAGUCCAUCACAGUCUACGCCAGCGUGACACUGCCGGAGAGCUGACCCCAGAGACUCAGUGAAGGGACUUUCCGCAGCAACGUGGAGGGGCCCGGAUAAGCACCGCGCGUGGCCCCAGGUCCCAAGCUCCCCGCGACGCUGUGCACAUCUGCCUUCUUCUCAGAUCGACGCCCUGGUGAUGCUUCUUCCACAGCCACCCGUGCGAUGGACGAGGGGCCGAGGCUUUCCAAGCGCUCAGCCUGCUCCUCGGGGCUCAGGCUCGGAACAGAGACCUACUUGGUGCAGCUUUCCAGCUCUGUGGUGUAGCAGACGGAAUGAGUCAUGUGGGUCCCAUGAGCUCAGUCCUCCAGGAGUCUUGCCCCUUGCCCGGACCGGACGAUAAGAGCCAAAGGCGGGAAGCUGGGGCCCCCAGUGCCUCCCAGGCAGCUGCCCACCAGCCACGAAGCCUGGGACAGCUCACGUGCCUAUGCCUGGUCCUGGGAGCCGACCCCGCUCCCCACGCAGCCCCGAUCAGGGCCCUGUGCCUCACUUUCUCCCUCUGGACGGGCAGUGAAGGGUGAACUCCUUAUUAUAGGUAGAACACUCUGGGAUUAUUCAAUGAAAGAAGCUAAUAGAGUCAGUACUUUAUUUGCAAAACCCGGAAGCUGAAGGGUCAAUAAACCGACAGCAAGACUGUGAAGUCUCUGAGCUUUGAAUAAUGGAAGGAAAAUCACCUAAGAGUCUCAAAACAUUACAGGGUAUUUAAGUAUAAUAUUAUAGAACAUAUAAAUAUAUAUACUUAUAUAUGUGAUAUUUAAGUAUUUAAGAACUCUGAAAAAACGUUCCAUGCAGAUGGCAUUAGGUUUAAAGAAACGUGACGAGAGUUGGUGAUGACACCGUUACAGAGGAAUUCAGAAUUAUCAGAAGUGGCCCCAGGCUGAUCUUUCACUUCUCCAAAUGAUUUUUGAAUCCCUGUUUCUCUGUUGACUCCAUUGAACAGCAGUGUUGAGCCUCAGCAGAGACCCUCUCGCCACGUUCUGAACCCAUUUUAUACCCACAGGGUCCUUACCAGGCACCUGUGCCCCACCCCUCCUCACGCUACAUUUAUCCCGAAGUGGAAAGUGAACAUAUUGUGACCCGACAGCUGCAAGUAAUUCCACGCUUCCUGACUUCAAUUGCAGGCCAGAGACAGAAAGUGUCUCUUUCAGUAAAGUCCUAUUUUCUUCCUCUUCUUGCUCUCAGACAGGCCUUCUUCAGUUUAAGCUCUUUUUUUCUGAUAGGUUCUUCUAUGACCUUAGUGAACGUGGGUUAGGAAAUCACCAGCAAUCUCACAACCAUAUGACGAGGGUCACCGACUGUUCAGCUCAAGGACGCUGAGUGCCAGGGGCACUGCUCUCGUCCUGAUGGAACUAGACCCCGACUCCGCCACCCCCUCCCCUGCCUCAGUUGGACUCAGCAGGCCAAUACUGCCGGUGCCCCGUCUGCACCAGGGUGACCUCCUCCUUGUCUCUUCCUUUCUUGUUUCUAGUUCAGAGUUGGGGACUGAGUGGCCAGUUCUAGGUCACACGCCCAUGUCCUACCUCCAAGGGAGACUGGGAAUUGAGUAUCUGGAACGUUCCAUUUUCGUAGUGCUUGGUGGGCUCUCCCUCUUAGGAGUUAGGAAUUCUGCAAACGCAAGCAUUGGGUUUCAAUUCUGGGAAGGCAGAAAAAGAAAACAAAGUUCUCUACACCACCCUGGUAUAAACUGAGGCUCGUCAGCUGUCUAUUCUCCAAAACUAAGGGAGCUACUAUCAAGGAUUUGUAAACUCUGAGGUUAUGAGCACUCGGUCCUUUACUACGACUCACAUUGUUCUAGCAGAUCGGUUCCCGACACCUGGGUUUUUCCCGUGGCCGAACCCCACCCGGUGGAAGGAAGGAAACAAAGUGGGGAAGAAGAGACUAUCCCCUCAAAAUUCCCAGGCCUGGGCUCAAGACCUCACUGAGGAGGAUGGCCGUGUCGUGCGGACCUUCAGGCUGACCUUCGAAUGACAUUUGACGUCCUGUUCUGCACCAUCCAGGCUCCGGGUUCAAGCGGGAAAGCAGAGAGCCCUCAGCUCACACCCUUCCCCGAAGGCACUGUUGCUGGGCUGGAGCGUUCCUUUUCCUCAGGCCUAAAGACGAAAAAAGUCCAGUUUCCCCGUGUUUCUUCCCUCGUGUCUUCUUUUGACUGAGCGUAUCUGAAUUCUGGAGAACUCAAGAGGAACAGACCAUUCUCGGGCUUAAGGGACUGGUGGUGCUCUACAAUACGGGCCGGUGUGGUCCCAGGCCUGUCCAGGACACUCAGUCUGGCCACGCGAGCUGAUGUGCUGGUAAAGGGUGCAUAUGGGGGCUGAAGGACCACGAUUACAGUAAGUUACGUCUCUUCCUGAGUUGUUGUUUCUACCUCCUGGAAAUGAAUAAAAUUCAGACAAUCCAUCAA
Molecule: messenger RNA, 3937 nt
Organism: Neofelis nebulosa (Clouded leopard)
Lineage: Eukaryota; Metazoa; Chordata; Mammalia; Carnivora; Felidae
Gene: SLAMF1
Product: signaling lymphocytic activation molecule family member 1
Exons: 7
Coding region: 485-1528 (347 amino acids)
Biological process (GO): lymphocyte activation
Cellular component (GO): cell surface; membrane
Molecular function (GO): signaling receptor activity
Source: RefSeq, a predicted model, not a curated record